CUCCAGGCCCGGUCCUGGUCGCGCCAAUAUGGCGGCGCGAAACACUUUUUCGAUGUCUCCAUCUAACUUGUCUCACAAUUCGGUGUCGCCUCCACGACUGCCACCAACCCCUCCCCCGACUUCGACCGCGGUUUCGAAGUCGCCCCUGGAGUCGAAGGCGAGCUCUCCCACCCCACAGUCUCGCUCUACAUGCCCGGAGGAGUCACUGCCCCUAGCAGUGUUUUAUGGGCCACUGGAUGCCAAAAACCCUCUCCUGGCUACCUUCGAGAAGGAUAUCCGAGAGUUGAUAACCUUUAUGAAGAGGAAAAAGGCUUUAGCGACAACAGAGGAACAGAAGCAUGAAUUACACCGGCGUUGUGCCACCUUAUUGUUUAAUAUCUGGACCAAAUAUGGCCCCCGGCUGCCAGCUGCCUAUUACAAUGAAAAACUUCUGAAGGUUGGAGAUAGCCUUUGUGAAAUAAAAGAAUAUAAAUUGGCCCUUUUACAGUGCUAUGGGAGGUAUCUUCAGCAGUUCAGUACCAACUUUGAAGAGAAGGAAACAGAUGUCAAUCAAUUCAAAGCUGCCUUUUUCCCAAAAGGCUUGGGAGACAAAACUGCUAUACAUACAUUUCACGCUUUAAAUGGCAAAAAUAUUUGCAGCUACAAGCUGCUCUGUGACAAUGACAUGAACCUGCAGAAUAAAGAGUCUGUGACCCAGUGUCUGCACAUCCUGUCCACCUUCAGACUCAUCAUGCAGGUGGCUCUGCCACAGGAGCACCUUUGCUGGAUCAUCUACAACGGUACCAUUUACAUUUAUACCAUUUGCAGAAAAUUGAUGGUCAUAGGCCAGGCUUCUAAGGCCUUAGAAUAUCUCCUGUGGGCCAGUACUUGUAUGGAAUCUUCUGUUCCACUUCUGUCCACCAGGUACCUGACAUGGAGAGCUACUCUUUACACUGCUGUCUGCCAGUGCUACUAUGACUGCCAAGCAGGUAUUUUUGGAGAGGCAUUUGCUCGGCGUGCUUUAGCUAAAAUUGAUGAGUUAAGGCAACUGGAAUUAAUGAGUUCCUCACAAUCACGUGAAGACAACAGAAGCUAUUAUAGAGAGGCUACAAUAAAGAUGGCAGUGAUGAUCUUCAAAAGAGGAGUAUUUGAGUCUAGAAGAAGAAACAAAGCUUUCUUUAGACCAAAAAUAAGAGUCAACAUAAGGGAAGCACAAACUUUGCCGUGGCCACGAACCGUCACAGAAAAGUUGUUGGAUGAGAUGUUUGACAGCACCGCUUCUCGGUUUCUGGCUGUCUUAGAAGCUCUUUCUGAUUCAAACAGGCGGACACUGCAAGUUGGACCUGUUGUUAUAGAUGAAGUAGAAGUUCGUGAUGUUAUCUCAGAACUGUUUUUGGCAGGAAAAGACCUCUUCAUAAUGUCGACUACCAGUACAGAUGGAUUAUUUCAUUUUCCAAAGACAUCUCUUCUGCAACAUAUCAUAAAAGGGGACAAUGUUAUUUCUAUGGAUGCUGCUAUGAGAUUUGUAAAAUUAGCUUUUACCCAUGAGGAAUGGGGUUUAUUUGAAUCUUCAGCUGGGCAUCUUCUUGGAUUUCUCCAGAAGCAGGAUGAUCCAGAGUCCAAGAGAGCAGAGAAGGAUUUAAUUCUUCUUCUUGCAAUAGAACCUCUAAUCAACAUAAAGAGAAACAAGGGUUUGAUCUUUCCUUUGGAAAACUACAAAGAAGGACGGUCAUCUCAACAUUAUCUUAAAAAAUAUGUGUCCCAUAAUACUUCUAUGAAGACCAGUGGAUACUCAGAAGAUAUUUCCUAUUUGGCAAUGGUCUUGCAUACGUGUCUCUGUGACUGUCCCCAGAAUGUUCUGCCCGAUAAAGAAAUCACUGUGGACAUGGUAUCAUUCCUAUGGCAGAAAUGUAAAACAGGAAUUCAGCGGAUCAGUAUAUCCAGAAAUGAUUAUGCAAAAUUCAUCCAGAAACUCAGUACUAACAAAUGGGUUUAUCUUCUCUGGCAGAUAAAUGAAGUAAUUCAAUGCUAUCCAAUGGAAGAUGUUGACAUUGUGAUGGUGGCAGAGGUCACAUUACGGCUUAGUGAAAUAUUGGAAUCUUUAGGAAACCCAAGAAGAAAAUUUAAAAAAUCCUUAGAGCUACCUCCAAAAAAAGAAAAUGGUGAAUUCCGUGGGAGUUCAAGAUGGAACCCAGAAGUUCUCCCACUAUUAAAGAUGAAACCUAUGGAACAGUUAUAUUUGGCUUAUAAACUUCUUGAUAAAGCGAUUAGUGGAAUAAAUGUGAAGUGCAUGUUAACUACCUUGCCAAAUGGAUCUUCAGUGAUUGACCACUGCUAUACUAAAUACCCCCACAGUAUGGAUGGAAACAUUUACAAACCAGUUACACCAAAUAGUUUCAUAAUGGAUUUGCAUCUUGAACUAAUUCAAUCCCAGCACCGAGUCGCUGUGGUACUUCUUGACCAAUUGCAAGUUUUGCAGACUCCAACUGUUGGCAAAAAUACAUCUACCAAAGGUCCAGAAAAGCUAAAACAAUCUGGAAGCACUGAUUGUUUUACAGAAUUAACUAUAAUGAAUAAAAUAAAUAAGAAUAAACUAUCUCAGGCAAUUUACUUGAUGCAGAAAGCUCUUUUAAUAUUUGAGAAAGACGCAGCUUCUACAUCUUCACAUAACUUGUUGACGGAAGCAUAUUCUUUAAUUGAGAAGGUUGAAGCCGAGCAAAAUUCCCUAUAUUCAUAUCAGAAAUAUUUGGAAAGUUCAAAAAGAAAGAAAAGCAGAAUCCCUCCUCCACCCAUCCUGAUGUCCCGAACUCAUUGUUCUGUGACAUUAAAACCUGCUCCAUUUAUUUCAGAUGUUCAGGUCUCCUGGUACUGCAUUUUGGGUUGCAAAGCGAAAGGGAGCUAUGGAAAAGUGAGGCUAAACAAUAACCAUCUCCCAAACUCAGGAGAAGCGAUCCCAGCUGAUGGUAAAAGCAUUUUUGAAGUAAAAGGUUUAGAAACCAAUGAAAAAUAUAUAUUUGCAAUUGCUGCUUAUUCUUCUACUGGUAAGCUUGUUGGAGAUGCCGUGGGGGAGUCAACUAAACCAAUUCUGAUUUAUCCACCUCUUUCUGCUGUUACUGCUCGGACAUUCUUGACCCAGGGCGCCUAUCAGAUUGGCAAUUAUGAGUUGGCUAAGAAAGUUUUCUCACCAGUUUGGGAUUAUUUUGUUGCUUCACCACGUCAUGAUGAACAAUCUGUGAUCUCUUUAAGCAAUAUAAUGACGAUUACACAAAGAAGAUUAUAUCCAGAUAUUUUGGCAGAGACGUCUUCAAUCCUCUUAUACCUUUUUCUUAGAAAUAUUUUUGUAACAAGUGACAUUAAAAUUAAAGAAGAAAAUCUUUUCUGUGACAAUAUUAAAGGCAAUGAGAUUUUCCCCUCUCAACAAAUUGCUAGACUAAUUGAAUGUGAGAGAGUAUUAGUGGCAUUGGAACUUAGCAACUACCUGAAUGAUUCCAGUUAUACCCUUCAAGCUGUGACUCAAUGUUAUGGGCUCCUUGCUCCUAUAAUCUAUCACAAUAUUGUCUUGGUACCUGUUGUCCAGAUCUUGAUAAAAUGCAUAGUGGCUUUGCAAGGACUUCCACAUGUCGUCCACUCCAGGAAACAUGUGGCGAAUUUUGAAAGUUUACAGCACAUGAUAGCUUGUUGUAUCUUCUAUAUAACAAAGAUUCUGCGUUCAUGGAAGGAAUAUGACCUGGCAAUAAUGAUUAUAAAUUAUGGGAAAAAAAUGUUGGACAUCACACCCAAGUGCAAAUCUCUAUUUGGUUCUGUUGAACCAGAAGAAGUGCCAGAAGAGGAUCAUAAGAAGACUUCCAACAGUAAGAAGCCACAGCAGUUAUUACCAGAAAAAAUAAACGAACAGCUGGCCUUAUUGGAGACACAUCUACUCAAGCUGACAAAGCAAAGCAAUGUUACUACUGAACUCCAGGGAACAGAGGACCCUAUAUUUCUUUACCCCAUCGUUUUAAAUUGGUCAGUCAAAGGUGCUACAAAAGAAGUUAUGAAAUUUAAGCAGAGACCUAGAUUCCUGGAAUUCUUUACACAAGUUAUGAUGAAGUGCUUGAAUGAUGAAAAAUUUCACCUUUUGAUAGACAUAGCAAAUAAUGUCAAUGACUUCUUAAGGAGGAGGAAUGAGUCUCUAAUUGGAUUUAAAAAAGUGAAAAAUAAGGACACUGCUUUGUCUAAAAAAACGGCUAGUAAACCUUUGAGGAAGUUCAAAGCUGCGGUAAUGGAGAUUGGAAGAUCUGCAGAUGGGGCACAAAGAAAAAAAAGUAGAAGAAAGGAAACCCUGAAGGAAUUUUUCCGCAGAAAUCCAAGUGUUUCUGAAUUGAGUGAACAAGAAAGGAAUAAGAGAGCUGAUGUUAGAAAAAUAGCCCAUCGAUCUCUAGUAUAUAACUUGAAUCCUCUAGUACAUAAUUAUAAUAAAAAAAAGAGAUUUCAUCAAAUAUUUCUUGAGGAGCUUCCCUGGAAAUCUCAGAUGAACUUGUAUCUGGCAAGUGCACACUUCAAUUUGGUUUUAAUGAAACUAGGAGAUCGGAUGAAGACGAAAUCUAGCACUUUGCAUACAAUGGUCAGUUUCAGGUCAUGUGAUCCUAGUAUGUUCUCAUUAUAUAAUUCAGGAACAGUAUUACCAACAGGAAAACUGACUGUAGAAAGCUAUAAAGUGAUGCUUGAUUUCCUUCAUACAGCUAAGAAAAGAAAGGCCAACUUACCAUCAGAUGCUGAGGAAUUUUCAGUAUUUAUUAAUUCCAAAAUGAGCGAUGAAAACGUUUCUAAGACACAGAUGGUUUACGACUCGGACUCUCAAUCAGGUGUUAGUUCUAAGGACAAGGAACGAACAACAACUUCAAGUCUAUUGGAUCAUUUUACAAAAGUCUUUUUAUAUAUCAGGAGAGCAAUGAUUCUUGCUCAUCGUGGUGGCUACUGGACUCUGCUUCAAAACUGCUGCCGGGCCCUUUGGAACUUUACUCAGGAGCUACAAAUACUCCUUAAACAGGCAGUAGACCUGUAUAAAACAUUUCCUAUCAGCCAGGAAGGUUUCCUCUGUACUGCUGCUUUACCCUUCUGUUUGGGAGCAGACUUACUUAUUGACAUGUUAAUAGAACUACAAAAUGUCAAUGCUAUUACGAUUAUUGAAGAAAAGGAAGAAUUCAGUGUUCCAAGCUGCUAUGGAAAUAUUAAAAAUGACAACGGUGGUUUUAGCCUGACGUUUGAGCAUCCUCUGGAUGAUGUAAAUGUGGUUGACUUGAAAUGGAUCCAUGACUUUGUGUUAAAAUCUCUGGAAUAUUUAUAUCAAGUGGAAAAAUGGGAAGCACUAGUAUCGCUUGCCAUUCAGUUCAACAUAAUUUCACAUGAGAGAUAUACAGAGCAAGUGACACCACUCUUGGUAUAUGCCCAGCGCCAGCUUCUGCUGAGAAUAAGCAAGCCGGAUGGUCCAGCUCUUCUCCAACAACCAUGCGAAAGAUAUAAGACUGAAUGUGCAGAGAAGAUAACCUGCCGAAAUUUCACUGGGAAGCAACUCAAGGUUAAUCCUUCAGCACAAAAAACGAUAGAAGGAAACAUUUCAGAAGCCCUACAAAAGCUUAUUUUUUCAGAAUAUAGCCAAGCCAAAGAACACAUUUCUGUGCCCUUGGAUGUGACAGAUACUUUAAAAUGUUUUAGACAGACCUUGGAAAAAUCCAGAUAUCAUAACAGAUCAAUCCGACAUAGCAGAAAGUUGCUUACAUUACUUCUUGCACAGACACAAGGAGACAGAGCAGUAAACAAUUCAAAAUUUACUAGUGGAAAGGUGGAAUUUUGCCUGGGGACAGAAGAGAUGCAUCUGCCGACUCCCCCUGACCUUUCUCAGGAACAUUUCAGAGUUUUUAGUUCCGUGGAGAAAAGCAAACUCCCUUAUUCACAACUUGGACUCGUGAUUUCUUCUUAUCAUGAAACUAUAGAUGUUCUCCAAGCCAGCAAUCAAAGAAGCCUUAAAGUUCAGGCACUGCACGAACUUGGAAGUCUUCUCAUCUUUGCGGGAAAGAAAAGGGCUGCUUUUAAAUGUUGGUCUCAAGCUCUUGAUGACAUAUUCAGAAAGCAGGAUGUGCUGCAUACAUGGAAAGAGCUCGGUGUCUUGCUGACCAAUGUCACUGGCAGCUGCUCAUCUUCAGGUUUAAAAGACUACAGUGAGGAGUUUCUGUUGAAAGUCGGCAUUUGGGGGUGUUUGCAAGGAGCCGUCAUCUCAGCAAAAAUAGCACAAUUUAUUAAGACUUUGGACGUUGAGAAGCGAACCAACUGUUGCCUUUUGUCUGCACUACUCUUUCAGGGUUUGCUUAGAACCACACUUCCACACCCCAAAGCUGAACGUUGCUAUGCUCAGUAUGAAAUCACUCAACUUCUUCCAGGCAUUGAACUCUUCUCAGAUAGAUACAGGGCUGACAUCUGCUCUGUGGUUGCAAGUCUAUAUUAUGUUAUACGAGAGCUACACUUUGUCGGGCAAAGCCUCUUAACUCUGCCUCUCCUUGCAUUGUACCAAUAUUUUGUCUCGGGGAUUUGCCAGGACCUAGUCAGAAAUCUAGAAGCAAGAAUUCUCAAGAUAGAAAUACUUAUAGAUUUACGAUUCUUCUCCGAAGCCUUCUAUGAGAUGUCCCAGAUUUUUUACGGAAAAAACAUGCCUUCCUCAACACCUGCCAGCUUUAAAACUACUGGGAAGAUAAAGUUAUUUCAGUCAUUUGACUCAGGAAAACCUCUUGCCAGUAAAGAAAAUAUACAGGCACUCGAUGAAUUAAUGAAUAAAGGCAACCCUCUGAUUCUGGUGGCAGUUAGUCAACAGCAUCUCUUAAAUAAGUUUUCUUUUGUUAGAGCAUACUUUUUAAUAAAAGUGGCAGCAACAAUUAAUUGUGUCCCAGAUAAUACCAUAAAAGCAACCUGCUAUGGAUCUACUUCAGAGCGGAGCAAAGGAAACUUACCAAGCUUGAAAGAUCUAUACUUAAAGGAUGAUGGAAACUUACCUUCUCAGUUUUCCAAAGAGAACAGUAACUUCAGUUUUAACACUCUAAAGUCCAUUUUACUGAUAGAAGCUGAAGACAGGCUAAACGCUCUGGUGUCAGAGAUGGGGCCCAGCCACAGGAGUCUCACCCAGCUUUCUGCCAGCCAGUUGGAGAUUGUGGUGGCGUCUCAGCUGCAGCUGGCCGCCAUCGCUCUGCAGAGACAUCGGGCGGCGUACAGUGCUGCAAUAGUAUUUUCCACACUUAAACUUCUCCAGGAUUCAAAACUUUUUGAUAAGAAGGUAGUACAAGAUGACACAGAGAAUUCUACUUCUACAAAGACUUUUGCCACUGAAAAUAAAGAUGAUGAGUUUUUAGAUCCUAUUUCUCUCAAUUCUCGAGAAUAUUUCAACAUCCAUCUAUGGUUGAGGUGCUGCUUAGCCCUGGUGACUGCAUUUGUCGCACAAAUUUGUGGCAUUGGAAUCGUGAAAGAAAAUGAUAUGACAGAUUAUGUGAGCCUCAUCAAUGAAGCCUGUUUGGAGGCAAAAAGUUCAGGAGAUAGUGAGUUGCAGGCUGAAUUCUUGAUGCAAGCGGUAAUCAUUGGUCUACAAGAAAAACAUUUAAAGGCAGACAUCAUACGAAAGCUUCAGGAUAUAAUACAUUUGCUUGACGGAAAUGAGUUUAUUUCUCCUCGAUCUCAUUUAAUCCUGGUGAGAAGCAUGCUUUUGCUGGAUGACUUAACAAAAGCUGAUAAAUUCAAGGAAAAUCCCUCUUCAAAAACAGAAAAGUUAAAUCUGUUGACACAAUGUCACAACAUUCUUAUUGAACAGAUGCUAACUUUCGGAGAAACAAUUGAGUUUCCUUUGUCAAGCAAUGACUAUGCAAGUCCAUUGCAGCCUUUGAAAAAUGUCUAUCUUCCUCAUACCAUGUUAUUGGCCCAAACAAAAAUGAGAAUUGGGCAUACAAUAGCCAAGCAAGUAUAUUAUACCAGUAGAAAGAAGGAUCCCUCAAAGUGGUUGCCUGCCCUUCACCUUUUUGAAAUGGCAUUGAAACUCUGUAGGACAUCAGCGAAAGAAAAACCAGAGGUAGAAGCAGAAAUCCUUUUUCAGAAAGGCAAAAUAGAACGCCAAAUAUUGAUGGAAGAUAGAUCUUCAAGUUUGCAACCCGAGAGCUUAUUUAAGGCAAUACAACUAAGCCUGCAAAAUGACCAAAACUCAGGGUUGAUAAGAGACUCUUACCUAGAAAUGGCCUUAUUAUUUUUACAUCUGAGGAAUCCAAAGAACAAACUUUCAACAUCAGCAUUAACACCUCCGGUUCCUCUCAGAAGGCAUAGUUCCCUUAAAGAGCAAGUAGUGCCUAGAUUUGAAAUAUACACUUCAAUGGCCUGGAUUGCUAUAAGAGCUGCUACACAGGUCAGUGAAGCUGUGCUGGCAAUUAACCUACUUAUUGGAAAGAAAAAUGCCAGAAUUGAUAAAGUUAGUGAAGAAGCUUUACCAAAUAUCCCAGAAUUUGCCAGUGUGGAUCUUUUGUCUUCCUACACAGAUUAUCUGCUUGAAAACUACCAAGUUGUCUUCCAGACUGGGUGUACAUUUUCUUACCAGAGUAAUGAUGUUUUUAGCAACACAGAUGUUACAAAAAAUACUGAGACCAAAGUGGAUAUAACAUGGAUUCUUCUGCUGCGCUACUAUAUUCACCUGCAGAGGAUUAAUAAUAUGAGCAAACUCCUUGCAUCUCUAAAGCCAGUAUCAGGAAUUAUUUUGCCGGAUGAUACACUUCUCACAUCCCUUUUCAACUCUGGGUUGAUUUUGCGUCAAAAAGAAAUGCAUUUUUUCCUUAAAAGAUUCUUACAACUGUAUUCUUCCUCCUGUAUUGAUGAAUUUCCAAAAGAACUACUUCAAGGAUUGGAUUAUCAACCUUUUUCGGAAAAAGUCAGCUAUGAGUCAUCACACAAGAUAGGUCAUGGCAAUUCUCUACACUCCAAUUUAUCAUUAAAGCUCAGUGCCAGCCCAUCUGAUGGCAGCGUGGCACCAUCAGAUAUGGCAAUACAUGCUGUAAACAAAGAACUUUGCUUUCAGUGGUACAUUCCUCCCCUGGAAAUACCUCCAAAGGAAACAGAACCGAUGGUCUUAUUGUUAUAUGCAUAUAAUAUGAAGCCUCUGAAGAUUGCAGAUAUUAAACAUACCACUUGCAAUCAGUUAUUUGUUGGCUCUUUCUGGGUUCCACUCUACAGAGUUAUUUCAAUUCACGAGAAACUGUCUAAUCUUACGCAAAUCGCUGAAAUUUCAUUGCCAACAAGCCCUGAAGUAGCUCCAAAUGAAACUGUAUCUCAAGUACAAGAAACAGAAGAAACAUCAACUGAUAAAGAAUUGGAAUGCAUGAUUAUUGAAUGUUGCUCUGAAAUAAAUGCCCUGUUUCAGAGUGAUGGAGAGACAACACUGCUAACUGAGGCAAAAGCAUCACCAUGUCUUUAAUAUUGCUCAACAAAUCAUAAACAACUUCAACUGAUUUGCAGUUUGCCACCUGCCAAGUUGUUUUCUUCCUUUCUCUCUACAAAGCCUUUCCUAAUGAAGGAAAAGAAAGCAGAAUUCCCUAGUAUCUUACCCUGGACAAUUUGGACUCAAAACUAUUUAUGAAAAAAAAGAAAAAAUUAAAGACUACUGUUUGAUUUCAUUUUUUGCCAUUGCCAAUCUUGUUUCCACUGAAUA
Messenger RNA from Talpa occidentalis (Iberian mole), 9682 nucleotides. It is a transcript of the gene CFAP54, whose product is annotated as cilia and flagella associated protein 54. Gene Ontology annotation, biological process: cilium assembly. The record is from RefSeq and is a predicted model, not a curated record. Lineage: Eukaryota; Metazoa; Chordata; Mammalia; Eulipotyphla; Talpidae. The coding region runs from base 29 to 9448 and encodes 3139 amino acids. The transcript is spliced from 68 exons.